AUGCGAGCUGUUAGAUUCCACGGACGAGAGGAUAUCCGUGUCGAUGAGAUUGAGGAGCCGGUGUGCGGCAGCGGUCAGGUCAAGGUAUCCCAGAUUUUAUUCGUCUCAAAUCUCCAUGAGUUUCUCGCGGGACCAAUGGCCGUGCCGGUUCAUCCGCACCCCGUCACUGGUGCAAAGCUCCCCACCACUCUAGGCCAUGAAUUCAGCGGAAUCAUUGAAGAAGUCGGUUUCGGAGUGACCGGGCUGAAAGUUGGUGACAAAGUCGCUGUUAAGCCUAACCUGAGCGAUGGGACUUGUCCGAGAUGCCAGAUUGGCAGAAUAAACUGUUGCGAUAGUUUGGGCUUCAUUGGGUAUAGCAGUGAUGCUGGUGGUCUCGCAGACCAUGUAGUUGUGGACAAGAAACAUGCAAUUCUCUUACCGGAGUCUAUCCCUCUGGAUAUUGGAGCUUUGGUUGAACCUCUCGCUGUAGCCUGGCACGCAGUCAGCCGCAGUUCCAUUCAAGAUACAGACGCCGUGCUAGUGAUUGGAGCAGGGCCCAUCGGUCUGGCUAUUGUCCAGGUACUAAAGGCACGCGGUAUCAAAAACAUCAUCGUCGCAGAAGUAUCCGAGCGACGACGUCUAUUUGCCCAAACCCUUGGUGCCACAACCAUCCUAAACCCCACUGAAGUGGACGUGGUCGCGCAGGUUCGUGCCCUAACUGGCGAUGCAAAUGGGGCAGACAUUGCCUUUGAAUGUUCUGGCGUACAAGCAGGGCUGGACACCGCCAUGGCUAGUAUUCGAGUGCGCGGGACUACGGUUAUCGUGUCAUUGUGGGAAAAGAAGCCCGUCAUCGAUGCAUUCGCUGUCGUCCUGUUUGAGAAGCAUGUCACUGGAGCCGCGGUGUACGAUGACGCAGAUUUUCAUGCUGUAAUUAAGGCAGUUGCUUCGGGCGAAAUUAAACCGGCGCCAAUGAUCACCAGCAAAAUCAGCAUGCACGAAGUGGUCGAGAAAGGGUUCCGGGCCCUCAUCAAUGAGAAGGACAAGCAUGUCAAGAUCUUAAUCGAUAUUAACGCAUGA
Penicillium lagena is the source of this 1056-nucleotide messenger RNA. Its product is annotated as 2,3-butanediol dehydrogenase. Gene Ontology annotation, cellular component: cytoplasm. Gene Ontology annotation, biological process: butanediol biosynthetic process. Gene Ontology annotation, molecular function: zinc ion binding; (R,R)-butanediol dehydrogenase activity. Bases 1 to 1056 code for a protein of 351 amino acids. NCBI's taxonomy places the organism in Eukaryota, Fungi, Ascomycota, Eurotiomycetes, Eurotiales, Aspergillaceae. The transcript has 5 exons. The record is from RefSeq and is a predicted model, not a curated record.